UACUCUGCUACAUGUCUGUGCUAAUAAAAAAAAAUCCCAAUACGUGUAAAUUAAUUGGUUUACGUGAAAGUUAUAGUGUUUACAAAUGGCGGUGUAUAUACUGGGAUGUUUUUAUAAUUUUUUUUUACUGGUAAUGGCAGUGAUCAGCAACUUAUGGUGGGACUGCAGCGGGCAUUCUGACACUGGGGGGAACUGACUUGGUGUCACUGACAUCCCCAGUGACACCAAAACAGUGAUCAGUGCUAAUAAAAAGCACUGACACUGUACUAAUUGGCACUGGGCAGGAAGGGGUUAACAUCUGGGGC
Molecule: messenger RNA, 305 nt
Organism: Staurois parvus
Lineage: Eukaryota; Metazoa; Chordata; Amphibia; Anura; Ranidae
Source: the annotation of a GenBank genome assembly